UCGUCGGCCCUCAACAUGCUGAAUGAAAGUUCAUGUGGCCCUCUGGCUGUAAAGUUUGGAGACCCCUGAACUAAAGGAUACAUCUUCCAUGUGACCUCUGCCAUGUUUUAUGUACACACAAUGAAGUACAAGUACCUUCAUUGUUGAAAUUCCUUUGUUGCUACGUACUUGCUUAGCAACGACAAAUAACUUUGUAAAUAAACAGCUUGAUUUAGACGCUUCAUUCAUUUAAUAUAAGAUGAAACUCACAAUAAAAUGAUGAACAAACUGUUAGUUUGUCAAUAAAGCAUAAUAUCUGUCGUCCAUACAACAUCGGUAGUCUGUUGCUAUGCAAGGUCUUUGUUUGUCAAAGUUUGGAUUUAAAAUGGUUGGGCAUUUAUGUAUUAUGGUCUUAUUUUUACUCUCGUUUCUUCCUCAAGUUUUAUUGCAGAAUUUGCAUUUUACCCUAGAACCAAAAAGUAUAAUCGUGAGACGAGGAAGUUCUGCAAUCCUCGAUUGUCAAACGAACAUUAAAACUGUGGAUGUGAUAAUUCAAUGGAAGAAAGGAUACCAAUCAUCAUGGAUUCACGACUACAACAACAAAUCAUAUCAGUUGUUAUCCAACCAUUCGUUGUUUUUUCGCAGUGUGGGGACUGAUGAUGAAAAUGUUUAUUUUUGCGCUGCAUAUUAUCGCAGAACACGUAAAACCAUUUAUUCCAACAAUCCAGCUCACAUAACCCUUGCUUAUAUUCGUCCGACGUUUAUCUCUUCCCCGUUAUCAGAAAGUGUCCGCGAACAUGAAUCGGUUAUCCUGACAUGUACUAGCGGUCCUAGUCAACCAUUUGCAACUGUAUCAUGGGAAAAGGAUGGUGAAGCAUUAAAAGAAAAGAAUGAUAUAACGGCACAAAACAUUUUAAAGGAUCGUAACGCAACCUCGUCUACUUUACUGUUGAAGAAUGUGUCGAUUUUUAGGGAUACUGCUUAUUACAGAUGUGUUGCUUUAAAUCCACUCUUGCUUGACGAGCCACAAGUCAGCCAAAGAGCUCGGCUAACUGUACUGCCAUCAAACGACCAUCCACAAAUUUAUAUCCAUCCAGUGAACACCUUGGCUCCAAUUCGUCGACCAUUAAGGAUUGAUUGCUUUAUUGUUGGUGUACCAGAUCCUGUGAUAUUUUGGCUUCAUGACAACAUGCGUGUGAUUAACGACUCCAAUAGAAUGGUGUAUAAGAAUGGUUCUCUGAUUUUCAAAUCUUUAACCAUAAAAGAUAAUGGACUAUAUUCGUGCAACGCUACAAAUGAUAAAGGAUCUGUGACAAGCUCGGAUGUUUUCCUAACUGUUGCCUAUAUUGACUUUUAUUUCAAGCAAGAUCCUAUGAAUCAGACGGUCAUCAACGGAAGCAGAGUAGCGAUGACAUGUGAUCCACCUGAACAUCAUCCUAAAAGGUUGAAAUAUACUUGGUAUAAAAAUUAUAAACCAAUCAGCAGCGGAAGUAGAUACAAUUCGUCACCCACAUCUGGUAGAUUGCUUAUUUCUCCUGUCUUAAGUGAUGAUCAAGGUGCUUAUUUUUGUCAAGUUAAAAGUGUGUAUUCAAUGGAGACACGAGCUUCAAGAGUAGCUUAUCUCACUGUCAACGUUCCUCCAUAUUUCCUAACCAAACCGUCUGACAAGGCCGUUGUUAGGGGGUCUACUUUACGACUGAUCUGCAUUGUCGCUGGCUUUCCAAUGCCUCAUGUCACGUGGUACCAUGAUAAUAAGUUGCUUGGCAACAGUUCACGGUUGUCUCUUUAUGAUAAUGGUAGCUUAGUGCUCUACCUUAUAGAUGUACAAGACUUUGGACAAUACAAAUGUUCUGCUAAGAAUGUUGCUGGGAUUCGUAAUGCUUUUGCAAAUGUUGUUGUUUAUACUUCUCCAAAUAUUACUAUCAAACCUCGUAGCAUUGCUGAAGUAUAUGGAAAGAACGCUACAUUUUCCUGCCGCUUUUCUGGUAGCCCGUCUCCUCUAGUAAAGUGGUAUUUUAUACGAUCAGAUAAGACGAUGUUUGUGAUUGACAAGAAUUUAUCUCGAUACAUUCAAAGAGGUGAUUCGUUGAUUGUGGUUAAUGUAACUGAACAGGACAAUGGCGCGUUCGUUUGUGUUGGUAAAAACAUUGUCGGGACUCAAAAUUUUUCUGCAAGUUUAGAAGUUUUAGUUCCCGCUCGUGUUGUGCACUCUCCACGUAAUAUUACGGUAAAUGAAAGUGGCGUGGCUAUAAUGACGUGCAGUGGCUAUGGCAACCCUGUUCCCUUUAUCACGUGGCUCAGAUAUGGAUUACUAAUGACCAACACCAGUAGAAUAACUGUUAUUGCUGGAUUGUUGAGGAUACGUAGGGUUACAAUAAAUGACACUGGGAUAUACAUUUGUAAUGUAGGGAAUAGCUUGAAAAAUGCAUCAUCGUCUGGUUACUUAACCGUGCAAGUGUCACCUGAAAUUCAACGAAUAGUUGGGCCGUCUAGAGUGGAAUGGCGUCAAAAUAUUUCUUUCAUAUGUGAGGCAUUUGGAGUACCGACACCCCGGAUAUCAUGGUAUAAAGAUGGAGUUCCCAUUUUGUACAACAAAAGGAUAAAUGGAGUAGAAGAGAGGUUAACCAUCAUUAAUACGGAUCACAACGAUACUGGGCUCUAUACUUGUAAAGCGUUCAACAUUAUUAACUCAACAUUCAAAAUACGGCAGCUCAUCGUUGAAGUUCCUCCAAACAAACCAAUUUACGUCAAGAUUAUCAAUACUUCGUAUGAUUCUCUUCACAUUAUUUGGAUGCCCGACUUUGAUGGUAAUACUCCAAUCAUUUUCUACAAGGUCCAAUUUAAUGUGAACAUGUCGCUUGAAUGGCGUGAUGUGUCGAUGCUGAUAAAAAGUGAGAACUUUACUGUACGCAAUUUGCAAGCAUACACAUUAUAUUAUGUUAGAGUUUAUGCUGCUAACAAAGUCGGAUGGAGUGAACCGAGUGACACGAUAUGGGCUCGAACUCUUGAAGACUAUCCGUCACAACCACUACGUCUACGAUGCCAAGCAUUAAAUCAUAGUACAAUAUUUCUUGAAUGGAAUGAACCCACCAAUCCAAAUGGCAUAAUUCGCAAUUACCUAGUUGAAUAUAACAAUAGUAGUUUCAAAGCUGAUCUUCACGUUUCCAUGUUGAUACACUACAUGUUUCAUCUUAAAUCAUUCACGUGGUACACAUUUAAAGUUAAAGCAGCAACAAUACGUGAUGGAACAUUGCUAUGGGGAAAUUUCUCCUCCAAUACAAGUUGUCGUACUGGAGAAUCAGCGCCAAGUUCCUCUCCGAAGCUUUUGUCAUUAAUUGCUCUGGGUCCUCAUUCGAUUAUGGCCAAAUGGCAGGAUAUUCCAGCGGACUCUAAAAACGGUAUCAUUCGAGGAUAUUAUCUGCAAUUUAAAACGAUGAACGAUAAAGACGUAAUGCUUGUUUAUGCUGAUGGUAAUAACACACUUGUGUACAACAUAACAGGGUUAAAACCAUGGUCAAAAUAUGACAUAAGAGUUGCUGCAGCAACUGUUGCCAUUGGACCAUGGAGUGAAUGGAAAAUGUCAAUGACUAUGGAGGAUGUGCCUUCAGGAAAACCACGCGACAUUGUUGUCAUGGCAAUAUCUUCAAGAAGCCUGUUAGUGAGUUGGACACGGCCAUCUUUGGAGACUCAAAAUGGCGUUAUACUUGGCUACGAUGUAUUAUACAAGGAGAGUGGGUCGACAAAACUUGCAAGAAUUUUCAAUGUUGCAAAUACGACGAGUGUCGUGUUGUCUGGAUUGACGCCAUUCACUGGUUAUGACGUAAGAAUUCGCGCAUUCACGAAAAUUGGUCCUGGACCAUACAGUGAAGACGUUUUUAACAAAACUUUGGAAAGUUAUCCUGAUGUCAUCCAUCGACUUACCUACAAUAUCACCAAGACAUCCGUAGUUUUUACCUGGAAUCCUCCACUUGUAAAGAAUGGAAUCAUUAUGGGCUAUAUAACCUAUGUGAAUUACACAACUACUAUACGAAGUUCUGAAAAUAAUGUAACGUCUUACAAUGUUACCAGAGGCUCAUGGGAAGUAGCAACAAAAGAGACUCGUGCUGAAUUUGAGAUUGUGUAUGGCAAUGUGACGUAUAUUGCCUGCGUUGCCGCGCGAACUAGCGUGGGGCUUGGAUCUUGUUCUAAUCCUUUGACCUUUUCUACUAAUCUCACCAAGAUUGAGAUGGCCAAAACUAGUGAGAAAAAAACAACGUCAAUUUUUAAUGAUCAUUUUCCUUUGAUUAUUGGUGGGUCACUGCUGUUUCUAAUUUUGUUAUUCAUUAUUUUAAUUUGUUGCUGCAUACGUCGGAGAAAUAGAAAAAAACAAGGUUAGAAAGUUUAUGAUUAUUUCUGUUAGAAAACGAAAGCUAUCUCUGAAUGAGAGGUGUGAA
Molecule: messenger RNA, 4412 nt
Organism: Xenia sp. Carnegie-2017
Lineage: Eukaryota; Metazoa; Cnidaria; Anthozoa; Malacalcyonacea; Xeniidae
Product: Down syndrome cell adhesion molecule-like
Exons: 16
Coding region: 329-4354 (1341 amino acids)
Biological process (GO): cell-cell adhesion
Molecular function (GO): protein binding
Source: RefSeq, a predicted model, not a curated record